This is a messenger RNA of Aethina tumida (small hive beetle), 4165 nucleotides long. It is a transcript of the gene CYLD, whose product is annotated as ubiquitin carboxyl-terminal hydrolase CYLD. Bases 239 to 2899 code for a protein of 886 amino acids. Gene Ontology annotation, cellular component: cytosol. The record is from RefSeq and is a predicted model, not a curated record. The transcript is spliced from 8 exons. Gene Ontology annotation, molecular function: K63-linked deubiquitinase activity; cysteine-type deubiquitinase activity. Gene Ontology annotation, biological process: protein K63-linked deubiquitination. Lineage: Eukaryota; Metazoa; Arthropoda; Insecta; Coleoptera; Nitidulidae.
CCAAUAGAUACCUUAUAGAAAUUGCGGAUUGUUUACAUUUAGUUCAGCAUUCGUACUGAUGCGUAACUCCGACUGAACGCAAUAUUUAUUACCAUAAAAGGUAGUUCUAUUACACAAAAGUUCGAUAUAGUGACAGUUUAAACCACCGUAAAACAGUAAUUCGCCUCCUAGUCAGGCGAACACUGUAAAAACAGCAAUGCUGUUGUUGAAUUGAAUUUGUUACUCAACAUUAACGGAUAUGACAACACCCAAAAUGAGUCGCAAAGAAUUCAAAUAUGGUAUAUUCAACAAGAACGAAGUGGUGCACAACGUUAACGACGGCAGCCAGAGAACAGUGUUCUCGGGACAAGUCGUCAGGAUAUCCUUACAAGUUGGCAAUAAAUACGUUGUGUCGAUGUUGAAAGAGAACAACAACUGGGAAACACUAUCAUUUGAGACUCCUCAGGAGAGUAUCACGACAGUCAACGAUCGGAUAUGGCCGUUUUUGGCCUCAGUGGCUUCUCCAAGGGAAAGAGUGAAACUGGCAAAGAACAGGAAGAAGUGUGACUCACUGGCAACACUUACUAAAGACUCUGUUGUCGGGUUUGCAGACACGAAUGAUGUUUACUUGGGCACUGUUAGGUACAUUGGUGAAGUCAUUGGUAUUGGCAUGUGUUAUGGGAUACAGCUACAUGAAAAAAAGAAAAACAACAACUGCAACGGUUGCGUGGCAAACACGCAAUACUUCUCCUGUUUGCCGGGCCAAGGUGUGUUCGCGACCGCCGAGCACAUCACCAUCAUAGACACAAACAGAGAACCCACUCCUCCGCCCCCAUGCAAGAACGACAUCGAACGUUUCUUGGAGAAGAACGUGGCGAGCAUAUUCAAGGAGCCGGAACGCGAGGAGAUCGUCACCAAAUACGGCGAGUAUCCGAGCAAGAAGAAAACUAACACCACCACUACGUAUCUAAGGAACUCGCUGUCGCUGCAGGACAUGCUGGACGUGCAGGCGCUUGAGGCCAAUCCCAACAACGAUUUCGAUCAGAACUCGGUGAUCCAGUCGGACAGGACGUACAUGCUGAACGAGGAGUACAAGAAGCCAAAGAAGCAGGAGGUGGAUCUCGUCGAUAUUAUUGGCGGUUGGCCGCCCGCCUCGGAGAAGGUGAAGGAAACUUCGUACGCCAGUUUGAAGAAGAACUUGGACAAGAACGAGAACGUCAGGGAGGAGAAGCUGAAGGUUAGAAGCUCGCCGUCACUGAACAACAAGAAGAGCAAGUUCUACUUGAACGAGAACCCGCCUGUGAUAGUCAAGGAGAAGAAUCACAUUUCAAGGAAGAUGGAAUCUCAUAAAAAGCUGAACGAACGGAGCGAACAGUUGGCCAGAUCGACGUUCUACGUGAACGAGACACCGGAGUACGCGGAGCCGCCGUCCGGUACCACCAACGACCUGUCGGUGGGCAGCGUCGUCGAGGUCUUGAACGAUGUGUCCCAGGAACCGUUGUACGGGGUGGUGCGGUGGAUGGGUAUCGAACGAGGUACUGAUUUUAUAUUGGUAGGCGUCGAACUCGACGAAGAACAGUCUCAUCUGCCGCUCGAACUGAGUGACGGCGUGCACAAGGGAGAGCGGUUCUUCCGGUGCGCCAAGAACCGGGCCCUCUUCGUACCCCUGCAGCAGUGCCAUAAGGAUUCCCGCUUUCAGGAUGGGGCCCCAGUCAAAGUACAGGAUGUUCCUGAGGGGAACAUUGAGUGUCCCGUGAUAAGGGGAGCCGUGGCACCCCUCUGCAUGCCAACUGAAGACGACGUAGAGGCGGUUUGUGGUAAAUACCGGGGCAUCCAGGGUCACCACAAUUCCUGCUAUUUGGACGUCACCCUUUUCAGCAUGUUCACCUACACCUCAGUCUUCGACAGUCUUUUAUUUCGACCCAAAAACCACAACGACAUAGCCGAUUACGAAGAGGUGCAAAGGGUGUUGCGAGAAGAAAUCGUCAACCCACUGCGGAAGAAUCUGUACGUGAGCGCCGACCACGUAAUGAGACUGCGCAAGCUCCUCGACAAGCUGAGCUCAGUUUCCGGUCUGACGAGCGAGGAAAAGGAUCCGGAGGAGUUCCUCAACUCUUUGCUGGCUCAAAUUUUAAAAGCUGAACCGUUUCUUAAACUCAAUUCGGGCCAGGAGGCGUUCCAUUAUCAACUAUUCGUGGAAAAGGACGCCGAUCUAACGUUACCCACCGUACAGCAACUAUUUGAUCAAAGCUUCCUAAACAGCAACAUCAAGCUGAAGGAGGUGCCGUCGUGUCUCAUCAUACAGAUGCCCAGGUUCGGGAAGACCUACAAAGUGUACCCCAGGAUUAUGCCGUCGCAACUAUUGGACGUCACUGACAUAAUUGAAGGCUCUCCCCGACAGUGUAACGUGUGCGGCAAGCUGGCGAAAUGGGAGUGUCAGGAUUGCUUCGACGUCGGCAACGCCGGGUUGGAGAGCACCGGCUACUGCACCGAGUGCCUGAAGACGGCGCACCGACACGAACGACGCCAACACCACAGGCCGGUCAAACUCGAAGUUUCGCAGGACUACUCCAUCAUGGAGCAACAUUGCAGACCGCCCCGUCUGUUCAUGGAGCUCUUCGCCGUGAUCUGCAUCGAAACGUCGCAUUACGUGGCGUUCGUCAAGUGUGGCGUCGGUCACGAGGCGCCUUGGUGUUUCUUCGACUCCAUGGCGGAUAGGCAAGGUGAGAGGAACGGCUUCAACAUCCCCGAAAUGGUGGCGUGUCCGGACAUCUCGCGUUGGCUCUCCGACGACAGCAUCUGUCGCAAGCUGCACGAAGACUUCGAGGUGGACAGGCUGUUGCCUGAGCAUGCGCGGCGAUUGUUGUGCGACGCCUACAUUUGCAUGUACCAAAGUUCCGACGUGAUGAUGUACAGAUAAAGCCGGACUGAACGUUUGCAACCAUGACUGAUUUAUUUCAUAGGUACCAGACGACGAUUUAUUUAUUACAACCAGGGUGGAUGUUGAUGUGAGGUACGAAUGAGGAUAUUUGCGAAACGUUUGCACGUGUUAGGUACUGGGUACUGUUUAAUUUUAAUGUAUGUUUACACACCAUAUAAUAUACAAUGUUUUUAAGUCCUCAAGUUUUUCAAAUUCUUUAAUUUUAUAUAAUUGAAAGGGACUGUUAAAUAUAAUAUAAUGUCUGACUGUUGUGGCUACAAUAAAUAUUAUAUAAUAAAACUUUCCCUUUCAGUUGGAAACUUGAGAUAAAUUUAACAAAUCUUGUUAGAAACACCACCGUUAAUUCCUGCUGUUAAACCUUUAAAAUUGCAAAAUAGUUAAUCAAUAGAGUAUAAAACGGACUUAGAGGGUAAUGAAACAUAAUAUAUGCAAAAACAGGUAACGAAAUAUUAAAUUCUAAAAACAAAUUUAUGAACAGUAUUUUUGGAUACCGUCCCGGUAAUAAUAUGUUUUUUCGAUCAUUUAUAGUCUUUCAUAUCCGGUAGUUAGUGCAAAAUUUAUUAUUGUAUUCGAAAUUAUAUAAUAUAGUGCAAACGAGAACGUAGCAUUAAUUUUAUUGAUGCUUUGUGAUUAAUACUAAACUUUUAAAACAUUAACCAUGAUUCAUUUUAAAAAUAAAGUAUUUUUAACAUUUACAACGCAAAUACUUACUUUAUUUUUAAUUUGAAUAUGUAAAAAACUACGUUUUCCAUUGCAAAAAAUAUGUUAAGCCUAAAAAUCAAUUAGUUGCAAUAUAAUACAAUUUAUGUUGAUGUAAUUAAAUAUUUAAAAAUUAGAUUGAAAGUUGUAAGUCUAUAAAUUCUAUAUUAAUGUUACUCCAAUAUCACAAAAAUAGUUUAAUAUUAAAUUAAAGAAAGCUUAUGCAUUUUAUUAAUAUAUUUUUUUUUUUUGUUAGUAAUUUAUAUGGCAUUGGAGAUAAGUUAAACAGAAUCUUCCAGUUUCUUUGUUUUUAUUUUAGUUUAACUUAUCUUUAUCUGACUUAACGUUGCUCCACUCAUUUUUAUGUUGAUAUUAUUUUUUGUAUAACUCCAAUAACUGUGUUAUUUUUAUUAAGAAAAUUUUAUGAGUUGUUUUUUUUAUUUUGAUGUAUACUUUUUAAUGUCACAUUAUCGCUGUUAAUAUAUGUAAAGCUAUUUAAUUAUUUAUUUUAUAAUAAAGGAAAGGGCGAAUAAAAUUAUUAAUUUA